AUGUCGCUCCUCCCCUUCAAGAAGACUUGUAAUCACAGAAUCUUCUGCACACUUGUGCAGAUGUGGUUGCUGCAGCAGUCAUUGGUGGACAAGAUGAAGAGUAGUGGGGAGAACAGCAACCUUGAGGAGCACCAGUGGAGGCCAGGUGACGUCAUCAUGCCUGGCAAAGCCCCGCCUCCUUCAAAUCCCCGUGGUGAGGGGUUCGCCACUCCGACAGGAAGUGAUGUCGCAUGCCCAGCGGAAGGGUUGGAGUUGCUCAGCGGUCUCCGUGACUCCCUGGUGUCCCUGUGCAGCUCCUUGCCUGGAGAGUACAUUACGGCGGAGGACGACGACGAGGAGGAGGAAGAGGAGGAGGUGAAAUUUCUACUAGACUGCAGCCGGAGCCAGGAUGGCGACUGCCGGUGGCUAAAGAGGAGGUGGGCUCUGUGGCAGGAGUUUAUGAAAGAACACGCCCACCUGGACGCCUGGCUGCAAUUGGCUGAGCAGACGGCCAGUUCUCCAGACUCUGCCCAGAUCGCUUAUGUCACCGCCAAGGAGGAACUGAGGAAGUUUGAGAACCUGCGUUGUGAGGCCAGCAGCCGGCUGGUCCAGUUGGACAGCCUGACGCAACGGAAUCGAACCCUCUGCCGGCUGUUCCAGGGCACCAUGCGGGCCCGCCUGCUGGCGCUGACGCAGGACUGCGGCCGGCGCUGGGACAGUCUCACCGGCCGGCUGGAAACCGUCACACGCAGACUGAAGCAUUUUGUCACAGAGAGGGAGGGGUUCGAUGUGGAGAGGGAGGAGCUAGCUCUGUGGUUGGCUGAUCUGGACGUCCGUCUGACAGAACUGGAGCACCUGACAGGAAACUCCUGUGACAAGAUACGAGAACUUCAGGCCUUCCAGGCGUCUGUGUGUGUGAUCUCGGGUCACGUGAGCGUCCUGCUGGAGCGCGGCGAGGUGCUGAUCCAGCGGGGCGAGCCGUCGGACGCCCAGGACAUCGAAAGCCACCUGCUGGAGCUGAUGCUGAACUGCAGCCAGGUGUUCAACCGCAUCGCAAGGCUGCACACCAGGCUGCUCAGCAUGAGACUGGUGUUUGAGGAUGACUGUAUUCUGUCUCAGGGUCCAGACUCCGGCUGUCCGUCCGAGUCUCUGGUUGAAGACGAGGCAUCCACCUCUUCCUCCAGACACUCCUCGCCCCCCGCUACCCAUGAGCCCCUGGGGCUGGAGUGGGACCCCUCCGUCGACAUCGGGGGCUCCAUGUCACAUGACGAGGCCGACUCGUCCUACUUCAGCGCCAACACCGGUGUGUGUUACCCAGACCAGCCAUAUUGCAGGGAUGGCAGGAAGAGGUGGAGCUGCAUCAGUUCCUUCAACUCUCAGUCUGACCUCCCUCAUGACGUCACCAACCAGGAAGCAGACUCGCUGCCGGAGGGUUGGCCUGAGCCCACCCAUCCCAACACCUUCCUGCUUGUCGUCCCUCAGGAAGGUGGGAGUCGGCUCUCGAGGGACCGGUGGACAACCUCUACUCCUAACGCACAGCCAAGCAGCCAGCCAUUUAGCUUCGACCACGGCCGCGUGAGCGCCUGGCUAGGUGUCCAGAGCCCCGCCCUGUCGCAGAGAAGGACUUCCUGUUCCAAAGCUGUGCAGACGGACAGAGAGGGCUACUCUGAGGGUAACUGCAUGGACCACCCCUAUCAAGCAGCAUCCCUUCUCCAUGACAACUGCCAUGAUGACAUGUUAUUGUUUCUACUGUCAGAUGUGUUAUUGUUUCUACUGUCAGAUCCACCAUGCCAUCGAAGCAACACACUCCUGCCUAGCUUCCAUCUGGUGCUCAGAUACGUUAAUGGACCUCCACCCACCUGA
Lampris incognitus (smalleye Pacific opah) is the source of this 1842-nucleotide messenger RNA. RefSeq lists its product as uncharacterized. Bases 1 to 1842 code for a protein of 613 amino acids. Gene Ontology annotation, cellular component: membrane; meiotic nuclear membrane microtubule tethering complex; nuclear envelope. The transcript has 13 exons. The record is from RefSeq and is a predicted model, not a curated record. Lineage: Eukaryota; Metazoa; Chordata; Actinopteri; Lampriformes; Lampridae.